ACUUUAACGAACUCAAAAUGGCUGGCUUUAGGACCGGCUGCCGCAAUUCACUCGACAGUAUCAUCAUCAUGGCCGUGAUUAUAUGGGGUAUAUUUAGCUUGUAUUAGCUGCCUUUUGUGCAUUGGAGAAACAAAGGUGUUUCUUACCGGAAUCAGGACAUUAAUAGCGGGUGGAUAAAGCCUGGAAAAGCGCCUCGGUACCCGGCUGGAUGUCCUGUGAGACACAGUAGAGCUGCUGGCUGGCUGCAGGCUGGGGGACGGCUCUAGGACCAUGAUGACGAAACCUCUCGGCAAGCCAACUUCAUUUGCUUGCUUCUCCUAAAUUGAAGUCACUCUCCCAAUUGUGCACAACUGGUUUAUAACAUCUGCCAUGUUACCUUUCUGGAUACUCCUUGGACCUUAUUGAAAAGAAUGAUCAUCUUUGUAUAAGGACAAUAAGGGCAUCUAAUGCAUUUCCCUCCUGCAUAUUCAUACACCCUGUGGCUGGUGCACUUAACUCAAUUGCUAUCUUGUAAUGGCAGUGCAAGAUCCUGGCAGGACAACAGGUUUCCCUUGCAAACAAUGUGGCAUGGUAUGUCCCAGUAUGCCCAGUCUGCUUGAGCACAUGGAUGCUCACAGUCAACACGAGGACGAACGAAAAUUUAAAUGUGAUGAAUGUGGACGUGGUUACAGGCAUGCUGGUAGCCUAACUAACCACAAAAAGACUCACCAAGUGGGGUCUUUUCAAUGUAACAUCUGUGGUAAAGAAAACUCUAAUGCUUCGGCCCUGAAGAGUCAUCUCCGGAGCCAUACUUCACAGAAAAAGUAUUCCUGUGUCGAAUGUGGGAAAGCUUUUCGUCUGGCAACACAGCUGGCUACACAUGAGCGGGUUCAUCUUGCCAGGCGAGUAAAGGAUCGGUCAUAUAGGAAGGUAGACAUAGAAUAUCCCACAGAUGAAGUUGAAAAUGAUCACCCACAUCAUCUCAGUGAGCAGUCAGCCAGUGUUGGAAUCUCUACAGAAAAUAGUCCAACUCAUGACAUGACGGACGUAGUUUAUAAUGCACAAUCUGAGACCUCUGAUGAUGCAGCAAAUAGACCAUUCAGAUGUGACGUGUGUGACAAAUCAUACAUACACCACCGAAGCCUGACCAAUCAUAAAAAGACUCAUCAAGUGGGAAUGUUUGAGUGCACAGUGUGUUUCAAACUUUUCAAUAACAUGGCUGCCCUCUACAGCCACCAGAGAUCUCACAAGACAAGAAGCGGGACAGAUACUGACUCCAUGCGCGAGUCGUACACUGGCGCACCACUGGACCAGUUUUCACCUCAGAGCCAGGAUGCUACUGUAAAUUUUUGCCAUUUAUGUCAGGUACUAUUCCCCAAUGAUGAAGAGUUCCAGGAACACAUCCAAAUGCAUAACUCGUCUUCUCUGUCAUUUGGGCAUCAAGACACCUUGUCAGAGAGCCACAAUGUAUCAUACGACAACAGUAUUGCUUCGCCUGAGUCAAAUUUUUAUGCAUCUCCUGUAAAUAACGUUCCCUCAGUAUCAUCCGUAGAUAAUCACGGAGGCUUUGAUCCACCACAGGAGCAGAUACAAAGUAACGGGCAUGUGUACUCUGACUGCUCUAACAAUCAAACACCACCUUCCAAUAGUACUCAGGGAGAACCCCAAAUCAUAGACACAAGUAUUCUCAAUCCUGUCCUGACACACACUCAAAACACUGACAAUGCAACCGAAAUGGAAGAGACUUCAACUGUAGACUCUGCCGAUCGUCCCUUCAAGUGUCACAUCUGCGGUAAAAGCUACCGGCACUCUGGGAGCCUCAUCAACCACAAAAGGUCACAUCAGGUCGGGAUUUACAAUUGUUCCAUUUGCAGAAAGAGCUAUCCUCACCUGGCAGCCCUCAAAAGUCAUCUUCGUCUCCACAAAGCUCAGUCGUCCUCUUUUGGCCCCAACGCUGAGGGAGACUGGCUCUCCUCAGAACCUUUGACUCUGGAUAACCAACAGGGCUGCUUCUCCUCUCAAGACAAGGAGGAGGAUCACACUCAUCCUGUGCUUGAUAUAGAUGAGGAAAAUGGAGUUGACCACAGCAAUGGAGCUAUGUACCAUGAGCAGUUUAAUCAGGACUUUUCCCAGGAUAUGACUGUGCAUCUACCUCACAAUGAACACCUGAUGCAGAGGCACAUGUGUGCAGAUUGUGGUGAGACUUUUGCUGAUAUUGCAGGGAUUAAGUCUCACAGUUGCCCACUGCUACAGCAGCAACAUGACACUACUAGCAGUGACUAUGAUAGUAAUAUACAUUUCCAGGACAGUAAUGGUCACUGUGCAGUUUUUAAUCCAGGGAGUAAUGUAGAGUUCCAUGGUCUGAACGGUAGCCACAACCAAAGUUACUUUGAACAGAACUUCCAUGACAAUAUGAGCAGUGAUCAGCUAAAUGGUGGCAGAGAAGGUGAUAACGCUGACGAGGAGGAUGAUGAUGGAGAUCUUUAUCAGUGCUCUCUAUGUGGAAAUAGCUACACCAGCAUGAGGGCUCUCAGGAGCCAUCUCCGGGGGCACACACAGUCCCAUGGUACUCCUGCAAGCUCAGGGCCUUCCUCCAUGUCCUCUCAUGAAGAAGUGAAAGACGAAGAGCUUGGAGAGAUGAUGAUGAUCUGUAGCACAUGUGGGGAAAGUUUCGCCAAUAGGCAGGACUUAAUCACUCAUCAGCUUCUACACAACAAGGACCAAGGAGACAAUGUAAAUCAUUUACACAUGAACACCAGUGAUGUGUCUGGAGGCAAGGAGGAAGCAGAGAGUAUCAUCUGUGGCAGCUGCGGUAUUUUCUGCAGCAGCUACCAUCAUCUUGAGAACCAUGGUUGCACAGCUGAGAGGACCAAUGAGUUGAAACAUGCUAAAGAGGAAAUGAAAGAUGUUGAAGAUGUUGCCGAGCAUGAAGAUACAGGUCACGUCAAAGAAUCUGUCGACAGCGGAGAUCGUCAGUUCAAGUGUGAUCAGUGCGGGCGUUCAUACAGACAUGCUGGCUCCCUCCUUAACCACAAAAAGUCCCACAAAACAGGUGUAUUCAGAUGCCUCGUCUGCCAGAAGCGCUUCUACAACCUGUUGGCUCUGAAAAACCAUCAGAGGUCCCACUUUGAUAUCAAGAGGCAUACUUGUCAUGAGUGUGGGAAGGCCUUCAAAAUUCAGAAGCAGCUGCUGAUUCACCUGAGAAGGCACAAAGAGAACCAAGCCAAAAUCCAGGAUCUCAACAACCAGAUCCAGGCCCUUAUGCAGAUGAAUGGGACCAAGUCAGAUGGAGGAAUGCAGUCCGUAACUUCAAACGCCAACCAGUCUUUAACCCCCUCUAGACGCUGCAAGCAGCUGACUGAAGGGAAGAGAACACAAACAAAAUGUGAGACCUCUGUCAAAUCAGAGGACACAGGUGAACAACGGCCUUUCGCCUGUGACCAGUGUGGACGUACAUAUCGCCACGCAGGAAGUCUGGUCAACCACAGAAACUCCCAUAAAACAGGUGAAUAUUACUGUUCAGUUUGUAACAACACUUACUCCAAUCAACUAGCAAUGAAGAACCACUUGCGAACCCACUUUGCAUAUAAAAGGCAUUCUUGCCAAAAUUGUGGAAAAGGCUUUAGGGGAAAGAAGCAGCUAUUAGCCCACAGUUGUGCAGGCCUCAGAAAGGAUGAGGUCGGAACCAGGAGGAGCCUAAAAUCUAGAACCUUUAAGUGUAAAGAAUGUAAGCAGGCGUUUCUCUCUCUUGACCAAAUGACAGCCCACACCUGUGAUGGACCGUCAGGCAGUGGUGAUGCACAAACAAAUACAUCUCCAAAUAAAGAGGAGCGACCUUUCACCUGCAACAUAUGUAAUCGCAGCUACCGCCACGCUGGCUCACUCCUGAACCACAAGAACACCCACAAGAAAGGACACUUCAGUUGCACCUUCUGCUCUAAGCCCUUCACCAACCCCAUGGCUUUACGCAAUCACACCCGCAUCCACACACAGAAGAAAAAGUAUGUGUGUCUCACAUGUGGAAAGGCCUUCCGCCUGGCCAGCAUCCUGCACAACCACCAGAAGGUCCACAACAGGGUGGCGAGUCACUUCAGCUGUCCUGCAUGUGGGAAGAGCUUCCAGGGCAGGUCCGGGCUGAAGAGGCACCGCUGCCGCAGAGGUCAGGAGAACUCCCCGAGAGCCGGAGUCCAGCAGUCAGAGAGGGGAGACAAGUGCUUCAUGUGUGACCUGUGUGGGCGCUCCUAUCGCCACGCCGGCUCUCUCCUCAACCAUAAAAAGUCACACUCCGAAGACCUCCACCACUGUACCUUGUGUCUCCAGACAUUUCCUGAUCCUCUCACUCUACAGAUACACUCUCAGAUGAGGCGUCACUGCUGCCCCGAGUGCGGCAAAACUUUCUGUCUGGUCGCACACCUGCAGAGCCACAUGGAGGUGCACUCGAAGGACCGGUCUCUGGUCUGCAGCCCCUGCCAGCAGAGCUUUCCCACCACAGCCAGCUACCAGCAGCACCAGGACCUGCAGCACAGGGCUCAGGACCCCUAUCAACAUGGCGUGGAUGAACCUGUGGAUAACAACAUCUGCUGGGACUCAGGAAUAAAUCAGACCAUGGGGAUGGACGGGAUGCACAAGCCGGUUCCACCGCCUUUGUCUCACAUUUCAGGAAGCAUCACCAAUUCACAGGAGAGUAACGAGUCUGCCGGUACGGAAGAGAAGAGCCACGUCUGUGAUCACUGCGGCCGCACCUACCGCCACGCCGGCUCCCUCCUCAACCACAAGAACAGCCACAAGACGGGCUCCUUCUUCUGCUCCGUCUGCCAGAAGGAGUUCACCAACCUGAUGGCUCUAAAGAACCACCGGCGCAUUCACACAGAACCCAAGCGCUACCAGUGCCUGGAGUGUGGUAAGGCGUUCCGCGUGUCCACUCAGCUCAUAUGUCACCGACGAAUCCACACCAAAGAGAAGCCCUUUGCCUGCCUGCUGUGCGACAAGAGCUUUUCCAGCAAAUCCAACCUGCGGCACCAUCAGAAGAUGCACCAGAACACCCAGACCUAUGACUCCUCUUUUAGCAUGGAUGCUAACUCGUUCAUGGACUUAGACAUGGGGUCUUUCCUUUGAAGUCCAGAGCGUAAAAGAGAAGAGGACAGGCAGUCCUCCUUAUUUAUCUGUUAUUUUGCCCUCUAUCAAUAAUUGUAAAACAGUAUUUUUUUCAGAAAGUGCUCUUUGGUCCUGGCAGAAGCUUCUUUGAAGACAUUUCAUUACUGACUUCCAGUCUUACCUCUACAACAGAUAAUGACUGCAUUCAAAAGUCUCCAUAGGAUUUAUCGGUCAGCUUUUAGUGAGGCCUGAAUGUUUUCCACAGGAUCCCAGAAUACAGGGUGCCCUGGCUGAUGAAAAUAUGAGUCGCCGCUUAUUCCUCAAUGACAAAAACAACCAACCAAAGUGAAUAGAAAAGUGCAGCCCAGGUCCAUGUAAGAAAAUUAACACUGAUCACAAGUUUUUGUAAGACAGUACUGUUCUAACGGUGAUCUCUCCUCUCUUGCUAUAUGUCAUUGUGUUCAGUGCCUCUGUAAGUACCUUAGAAAACAAAAUAUACAAACUAUAUUUAUCUCUGAAUCCUUUUGUUAGCUUUGCCGUCAGUUUUGGAGGACUGCACACUUUCCUUUUGGAUCUCACAUAGGGCAAGCCUGUUGUUAUUAAGUCAAAUACCUCUGGGUGUGUCCAAAGGUCAGUGGCAAAGUGAUUUACUGAACUCAUAUUAUCAAUUAAAUAGUUGUACGCUAAUAAUAUUCACGUUGAGUGACAUUGUAUGCUAAAAAUGGAUGUAUUUAUUGAUUUAUUCCUGUUAUCUUCUGUGCAUAUUUUAUUAGAAAAAAACUUUUUAAGAAUGUUGUAAAAACAAAACAAAAAAACCUGUCUUCUGAAACUCAUGUAGCCUGUAAGGAACAUCAUCAGUUGAUUUGUAUUUGCUUAUUAGUUCUCAGUUACAACUGGCAGGAAUGAAUGAGCCAAGCAUUAUUGGCAGCACUCAGGGUAACCCUUCAAAAGGAACACACCUGAUGUGUAAAACAUUGUAGAUAAUCAGUUUCUGAACUGAGCAUUUUAUUUCCACAUGUGCCAUUUCAACACUUAUAAUUUAGCUCAUGUAACGGAAGUCACUCCAACAGUUAGUUGCAGCUCCUCAUGCAGUGCAUGCUGUUGAAUUAUGACCCAUCUCGAACCUUUGAGAAGCAUCAGUGAUGUUGAAGUGCCAGUGCCUAAAAUGUAAGUCAAUUGUAGCAGUUAAAUGUGAACAAAACCUCUUGCUGUACUUGUUAUAUACUGUAAAUCACAAUGUUUAUUUUAUAUUGUUUGUUACAUGGUUAGAUCUUUUUUAUUUUAGAUCUAUCUUGAUUUGUGAAUCUCCACCUAAAACUGGUAAAAGAUGUCUUAAAGCGGUUGAUAACGCACGUUUUGCAACAGUGAGGUGAAAGCGGUUCCUUUUUGUCUCCAUGAAUUUUCUUUCCUCACAAAUGCUUAUAUGAAUCAAACGGAAUGACUAUUUAUUUUCAAUAUGUGGCCAAAAACGCCCUAAUUUCUGCCAAGCACAAGUAUUACAACAAACAUACCAAGUUUUUAUGGAUUCACGAAGAUUAACCAGUUUCAUCCUCACUGUCCAGUUCAUGAACCACUUUGUUUUAUGAAAAAUGUGCAAUUAUUGAGACCUUGUACACACGUACAUGCGUUUUAUUUUUUAGCUAUGCGUUUUAUUCUUUCAACCACACAAACUGUCUUUCAGUAGAGGUGUAGUCUCCCAUUAGCUGCCAAUGUGAGACAGAAUUCUCCUCCACUUCUGCCAUCUAUUUUGCAGAAGCAAUGUUGCUACAAUUCAGGGCUUAGCACUGCCCGAGAAGGUUGUGAUUGAUUUUAAAGAAAUACAAACAAGCUGAACAACAAUUUCCCCUUUUCAGACUGAUAAUGGUUGGAGCCAAACCUAAAGGUCUAGCUUUGUGAGAUUAGUAGGGGUAUAGGAGAAUAUCAUUACAUUUGAGUGUGGCAAUGUUAUGUUUAGUGAUACCGUUUUGAUUCAGAAAAACUAUCAAUUUUAUUCAUAAAGUGGUGUGUUCUUUAUACUAUGACAAUUUACCGCAAAUUAGAUUUAAAAAAUCAAAAUAUAUGGCGCUAAAUUGAAUCAUAACCCUUCCAUUAUGAAACGUAUUGUCAAUACACUGUCCUACUUUGUAGGUCACUCAAAAACGGAACAUUUUCCAGGGUGAAAAUGUUAAAAAAUUCAGUGUUCAUUGACCAACAUCAUCAUCUUUUUGUGAUUGGCCAACUGUUUGUUUGGUAUGCUCUUUACAGUGCAUCACUUGCGUUUUUGUGUGUUAAUUCAGACGGAGAGUUUUUCACAAACAUCAGUUUUUGUUUUUUGUGUUUUCAAGAAUACCCGUAUACGUGUGGACUAGACUUGAUUCUCUGGGUUAUUUUUUUGCCAAGUUGUCUAACGUGCCUGUUGUUUCUUAAAUGGUUUCUCUUCACAAACCAGAAAUCCUGCAAAAGAGAACACAUGGCCUUUGUUUUGUUUUUUAACAAUCUGAAAUUUUCUUUUUGCCUUAUACAUUACAUUUCAUGUAUGUUUGGCACUGGUCAGAAGUAUGAAAUAC
Molecule: messenger RNA, 7619 nt
Organism: Centropristis striata (black sea bass)
Lineage: Eukaryota; Metazoa; Chordata; Actinopteri; Perciformes; Serranidae
Gene: znf646
Product: zinc finger protein 646
Exons: 4
Coding region: 514-5094 (1526 amino acids)
Source: RefSeq, a predicted model, not a curated record